This is a messenger RNA of Coregonus clupeaformis (lake whitefish), 4292 nucleotides long. It is a transcript of the gene ccdc62, whose product is annotated as coiled-coil domain containing 62. Bases 335 to 3478 code for a protein of 1047 amino acids. The transcript is spliced from 14 exons. Lineage: Eukaryota; Metazoa; Chordata; Actinopteri; Salmoniformes; Salmonidae. The record is from RefSeq and is a predicted model, not a curated record.
UCCUCCGCGGCCAUCACAACAAGUGAUUUGAAAAUUUGCAAACUUUCAACAGGGAUUUUAUGCUAGGCUAGCUGGUUAUUUCCAUUUCCAAAUUAACUUAGUGUUAGAUAAUUGUGGAGUAAUCCAUUUUAUUUGAUUAUGCUCUGUAUUUUGCUGUCAAUGUAUUUAUGUAAAUGGUACCAUGAUUUGAAUAAUAGACAAUGAUCAUGAGAUGCCCAUCUACAUCUGAUUAACGUUAGCUGUUAGGCAAGUCGUGAUGUAACUAGCUAGCGUUAAAGUUAAUCAAAACUGUAACAUUUCAUAAAUUACAAAAAAACGCCAUGACUGAGUGGAGAUGGACCAAGGCAGUAGAAGAACAAUCAAUCCAAAUGGAGGCUCUGGACACUCAUCAUCAUCGCACAGCUAUUAUGUUACUCCAUGUGAUCCCUGGCACAGCACACCUGUGAAAAAGAAGAAUGUGGGAGCGUUUAUCGAGGAGCCCUCCCUAGUGUCCACCUCAGCUCAGAAUGAGGGACAGAAGAUGGCCAGCCAGUCAGCCAGAAGUCCCCCAGGCCUUAGUCCUACAGGCAGCCUCUACACCCAAACCCCCUCCCUGUCUCUACCCCUCCUACAGGACAGAAAGUCUCUUGGUGAGAUGGAGAGUGCCACCAUCCAAAGGCAGAGGCGGGAGCUGCAGCUGCUUAUUUCUGAACUGAAGGACCGGGACCAGGAGCUCAACACCAUGGCUGCUGCCCACCACAAGCAGCUCACUUCCUGGGAACAAGACCGCCAAAGAGUCCUGACCCUGGAGCAGAGGUGUGCUCGCCUGGAGGAUGAGCUUCAGAAGCGUAAUGAGGUGAUCAGAGCUGUGACUAAGAGGGUUCACGUCGUGGAGGCCCGGGAGAAGGAAGGCCACAGGGAGCUCAACUCUACCCAGCAACAGCUGCUCGAGCUGGUGCAGAAACAGCAGCACGCCAGCCAACACUGUCACGACCUGAAGGAGAAGAACCAAAGUCUGAACUCCACAGUGAUGUCUCUGUCAGCCCAGCUGGGCUCUCUGCAAGUCAGAGGGGAGGAGCUCAGCGCCAUGCUCAGACUCAAGGACAAGGAUGUGACGGAGGCAACCAAUCACAUCGUAGAUCUGUCUGGGCGCCUGCGGGAGAUGGAGGGUUUGCUGAAGGAGAGUCGAUCACAGGAAGCCAGGGUGCUCAGGGAGUUCGAGGAGCACAAACGGCGAUACAGAGAGGCCCGGCACGAGAACACACGGCUCAAAGAAGAGUUACAGCAGCAGGUGACAGAGGGCAGUGCCCAGAGAGAGGACAUCAUCCGUCUGAAACAGGAAGGACAGCUGCUGCGCAGGGAGCUGGCUCUCUCGGGUGAGGGGGAGAGCUGGAAGGAUGAGCUGCUGGGAUUGGCUCGUUCCAAGCAGGAGCGCACAGAGUCAGAGCUGCACUGUCUACGCCAGGUGUGUGAGAACCAGCAGAAUGACCUGCAGCUGCUUCAGCUGAACCUGGAGAGCACCCGGGAGGCCCUGAAACAGGCUGAGGGACAGGGGCCAAAUGGAAGAGGAGGUGCUGAAAUGGUGUCUAUGACCAGUCAGGGAACAGAGAGAGGAGAAGGAACAGAGAGACGAGCAGCAGGGUCAGUCUACAGACAGGCUUUAAGCAGGAGUAUAGACCCCCACCCAAACCAACCAGAACCCCCCUUCCCCCUCCUCGUCACAGGAGAGAGACAGGCACCCCAGCAGGAGGAGGAAAGUAGUGUUUCAGGUUUGACCUCUGACCUCACUGACGGUACAGUGGCAACCCGGGACCUCACUGCUGCUGUCCCCAGAGAGUUGCUGAGUCACUCAACGGUCCAAGCUAGCAGCGUUAGUGACCGUUUGUCAUCAACGGAGAGAGAGAACCAGAACAUAUCAAACCCCCGUACUCACAGUUCCUACACCAAGCGAGAGUCAAGUCACCAGGAAACAAUGGCAGGGAGAGAGAGUAGAGAAACCAUGGAUACACCUAGCAUAGCCGGCGCCACAGGAACGCUUAGUCGAACUCGAUCGCCAGAUCAAGCUAGCGUCAACUUCAGCGACUACCUGUCUACUGUUUCAGGAACCCAAAGCACGUCUCUUAGGCAACAAGAACAACAACAACUCACCAAACUCAGCGAACAUGAAUCAAACUACAGCAGCCAGGAAACACUAGGGAGAGCUAGCAAGGAAACCAUGGCAACCCGUAGUAGCCUAGCCGCUGGAACCACCACACUGUCGCUGAGCGACCGCAUUGCUAGCUAUCGCAGCCAACAGAAAUCAGCAGGGAGAGAAGGCAGAGGCAUACAGAGUCAGAUUGGAGUUAGUGGGAAUAAUAGUGGGAAUGAGGGUUCGUUAAACCGCACUCCCGAUCAAGUUAGCAUUAGCGACAGAGUCUCGAACUACAGCCGCCAGGGAGCUUCAGGAAAAGAAGGCAGAGGGACACGGAGUCAGAGUGGAGUAAGCGGGAAUUUCAGCAAGAAUAACAGCGGGAAUGUGGGUCACACUUCUGGUAAAGUUAGCGACGGAGUCUCGAACUACAGCCACCAGGGAACAUCAGGAAAAGAAUGCAGGGAGUCAUUGUGUGAGGAUGGAAUCGGUACGAAUGCCGGUUCCCUGGUGGAGAGGACUGAGUCCCCUGAAUGUGGGUGUAGCAGUAUGGUUGAGGGACAGACAGGACCUAGCUCCUAUAAGACAGCUAGUUGUGGUAGUAUGACUGAAGUACAGGCAGGGCAGAGCUGUGGCUUUGGUAGUAUGGUUGACGGACAGACAGGGCCCAGCUGUAGGUGUAGAUAUACAUCUGAAGGCCAGGAACAGAGUGAACCUAGCCCGUCUGAAGCAGGCAGCUCUGAGACAGGGACAGAGGCAGGGCCAGGUGCAGGGAUGGAGCUCCUAGCUGUGUUUAAUGGAGGACCAGAGACCGAGGACUCCUCCAUACUGCUGGUGGACAUCAGCCCUUGUAACACCUGCCAAGGUGAUCUCACCUGUGUGUACCUGGAUAGCCCCUCCCCUUCCUCCCGGAGUAGGAGGAGCCUUGGUCCUGCAAAUGACUCCACCUCUCCAACAACCACCAAUGAACGAGGUGUUGUCAAUGGCAACCUGGGAGGCCUUUUUACAGCUUUAGAAGAUGAGGACCAGCGUUCCUCAACCAAUCAUCUACAGAGGCUGCUAGCUGAGUCUCGUCAGAUGGUGGCUAGCCUGGAACGCACAACCCUACAACCGUUAUGCCCCUCCCACAGCCCGGCCUCUAACUGUGACGCUAUCAUCAGUCUCAGCAUCGGCCAAAACAGUGGCAACAGUAGCCAUGGAAACCACAGUCAUAGCUGUGACAGACGUAAUCACAGCGAUCCCGAUCAUCACCCCAACCAGAGCUCCACCCACACCACAAGACCCAGUCAAACAAGCCGGCUGGAUGGUGAUACUCCACCCAGGAACACUCAGCCCUUCCAGAGGAACAAGGAACCAGGGGCGUCUACCUAAACACACCUUUACACACCUGGCCUGGAAUGUCUAGGAGGGGUGAUGGUGGAGGCUGAAGACUACUCUGUUUUCUACUGUAGACAUUGAGUCUGGAGUCACAUUGGUAUGGCUUUAACCCCAGUCCCAAACCGAUAUCAGCCUAGUCACAAGUAGCAGGAAGUGACACUUGGGGUCAAAGGUGAAAUCUCCUCCAAUCAGAACCAGGGACACAGCGAUAGCCAGCCAAUGAAUGAAUUAAACGGCUUUUUUAGGAAACCAAAGAAGGACUUACAUUUCUUUAUGUGAAAACUUAUGUUACGUUAUACGAUACAUUAAACUUUUAAAAUUAUUGUUUUAACAACUUUUAAAACAUGUUUAGUGUUAUAUGUCCAAUGUCCUGCCCCUCUCAGACCUGGUCAUAAGCUAUUUAGGAACCAUUUAGUAAUAUGCAGGUGAGAUGUGAAACCAGUCAUUCAGGCCUGUUGAAUGGUGCUUUGGGUUAUUGUCAUUCCGGUUUCACUGCCUGCAAACCUGCUGGAUGGCUCCAAUAAGAUGACUGAUUACUUAUGAGGACUGAGAGACUGCUCCAUUGAAAAGAAACUUGAACCUCUCACAUUGCAUUUUGUAUUUUUUAUGUCAACAUUUUGUAUUUUUAUGUCAACAUUUUGUAGUUAAUGUUUUUGUAAUCAUUACUUUUUAUAAAAUAAUUUAUAUUCAGUCAGACUAUGCAAAUACUAAGAAAAAUUUACCACUGCAGUAAAAUGUUUGAUAACCACAUCAAAUUCCAGAUAUUAUGUGAUUUUGAUAACAUGAUGAAGGAAAAAUACGAUUAAUA